AAAUGCGGCGGUGCAAACACCUUGUAGGCUAGGGACGUCCUGAACAUGUGUAGAUAACUCGAUACACCCUGAAAGGAUGCUCGGACGCCGAGCGCGCCGACGAGGAGCCUGCCGCAGCCAUGCAUUAUCCAUCUUGCUGGUUCUGGUGGCUUACGUCGCGGCGCAGUACCAGGCUCCAGUCUCCUGCCCCCAGCCGGCCGGUUACACCUUCCUCCGCCUGCACGGCAGCGCCGAGCGCAACCUGGGCCGAGUGGCCCGGCCGCCCAGCACCUCGGCAGCCGCCUGGACUGCAUACCUGGCCUUCGUGUGCUCGGGCCUGUCAGCCUGCACGGGUUUCAGCAGCGCGGGCUGGCUCAAGGCGGAGCGGGCGGGCUUCGGCCAGGUCGGCGGCCGCUGGUACGCGCUCAGCAGCUGGGAGGUCGUGGACGACCCGGCGGGGCCGUGCGCCGGCAUGUACGUGCGGCACGGCUGGGAGCGCGGCGGCUGCCCGCAGGCAUCUGGGUUCUUCUUCCUGGAGGGCAAGGACAGCAGCGGCGGUGACCUGGUGGCUCCGCAGCCGGCGGGGCGGCCCAGCCUGGCGCCCACGUCGGCGGGCCGCGUGGCGGGCUGGGCGGCGGAGUGCGAGGGACGUGGCAGCUGCCUGGCGUUCAACUCGUUCGGCGUGCUGCGGGCCAGCCUCACGACCUACCAGAACCUGGAGGACAUAGACCCGGCCCUGGUGUCCGGCUACGGCGACUGCCUGGGGCUGUACGUGAGGAUCCCGCAGCCGCUGCCGGCGCCGGCCUUCCGGCCGCCGAUGUCUCGCUCCAACACGUCCGUGGAGCUGCCGGUGUUUGCCAACGCCAACUACCGCCCGCUGGCGCCCGACUUCCGGGUGCCGGCGGACUGGACUAGCGGCAGCAACUGGCUGGAGCUGUCGUUUGAGGGCACCUACCUGCCCAGCUCGGCGGCGCUGCCUGCCGACCUGGGCAUCCUGGAGCUGGCGCAGAGCCGCAACGUGUUCACCAACGCGGUGCCGCUGUGGCUCACGGGCCCGGACGGCAGCCGCCUGGUGCGGGUCACCUGGUACCUGCCCAACGUGGACCUGUCGCCGAACGGACUGGCGCGCAUCCGCAUCCGCACGCCCUACGCCGGCUGGUCGGGGCUGCGCUUCACUGUGGCCUUCACCUGGCGCUCACCAGCACCGCCGCCCGCACCGCCGACUCCGCCGCCGCUGCCGCCCGUGCCCGGCAUGCCGCCGCCUCCGCCAUCGCCGGAGCCGCCGGCACCGCCGCCGCCGGUGCCGCCCACGCUGCCGCCGGCCAACCCGCCACCGUGGCUGAACGACGACGUGGAGCCGUCGCCGCCACCUCCGCCCGGCUUGCCGCCGCCGCCUGCGCCGCCGUCUCCGCCCUCGCCGCCGGGGCUGCCGCCGUCGCCGCAGCCCCUGCAGCGCACCUCGCGCUCCUCCUCGGCGGCACCGGUCACGCUGCCGCCGCUGUUCGGCAGCCGCAGCGCGGUGCUGGUGGCGCUGCCGCUGCCGGCGGGCUGGCGGUCGGACGACUCACGGCUGGUGGUGUCGUGGGCGGCCGCGGCCUACGUGCCCACCGCCAACGCCACCACCAGCCCUGGGCCGGGGCCUGCCUGGGGCGCGAUGGGGGCCUACGGCCAGUUCCUGUUCACAGAAGAGCGAUAUGCGCCUGCGCCGCCGCCCUCGCCGGCGCCGCCCUCGCCUGUGCCGCCGUCUCCUGCGCCGCCCUCGCCGGAUCCGCCCUCACCGCAGCCGCCCAGUCCCGCUCCGCCGCCCAGCCCGCCCGGCCUGCCGCGGCCGCCGCCGGACGUGCCUGCUGUCGUCACGUCCGCCCGCCGGCAGCGACGCGCGCGAGAGCUGCUGCAGGGCGCAGCCGCCGUGCCUCCGGCCGGCCCUACGCCGCCACUGCCGCCUCCUCCUCCCUCCCCGCCUCCCUCCCCGCCUCCCUCGCCACCUCCACCCCCACCCCUGCCCGCCUUCACGGUGCUUAGCUACACCUACACGCUGCCCAUUGAGGCCACUUCGGGCUCAGUGCUGUUGGUGAACCCGCCCCUAGCGGCCGGCAGCCGCCUGACACUGGCGGUGCGGACUUGGAACGGGGGCUGGAACGCCCUCACUGCCAACCUGACGGCGGAAUGGCGGCCAGCGGCGCCGCCGGAUCCGGGAACGGCGGCGCUGCCGCCGGCGGCGCCAGGUGGCGACCCAUCAGCGGGACCGCUGCAGCGGCUGCCCAACAUGCCCAACUUUCCACUGCUGCCCUUCCCGCCGUCGCCCCGGCCGCCGUCACCACGCCCGCCACGCCCACCGUCGCCUGCACCGCCCUCGCCGCGGCCGCCCGUGCCGCCCUCACCGCAGCCCCCCAGCCCAGCGCCGCCCUCGCCCCCGCCCUCACCGGCGCCGCCCUCGCCGCCUCUGCCGCCUUCGCCGGAGCCCUCUCCGCCGCCCUUGCCCCCGCUUCCUCGUGCACCCCAGGCUCCCUCGCCGCCCUCGCCCUCGCCACCCCGGGUCCCGCCACCCGCAGCACCCAUGCCUCCCUCGCCUCCCGCUCCGCCAACACCUCCCUCACCCCCCGCACCGCCGCGCCCACCCUCCCCAUCGCCGCCCUCGCCCUCUCCGCCCUCGCCACCUGCGCCCCCGCCUCCGCCUCCUUCCCCUCCACCACCACCCGCCGCCUCCCCACCCUCUGGUGCUCCCAUCAUCAACCCUAGCCCUGAAAUAGGGAACGCCAAACCGCCCCCUGCGGCCGUUCCAUUUAGCCCUUCCUCUCCAAAUGAGGAGGUCGUCGGCAGUAGCGGUGGCGGCUCCACCAACCUAGCACUAGCUGUAGGGCUGCCGGCAGCGCUGGCGGCUGUAGGCAUAUUCGCGUGCGUAGCCGCCGCCGGCUUUGUGAUGGCGGCGCGGCGGCGGCGGCGCGAAGAGGCGGCGGCGGCGGCCGCUGCCCUCCUUAGCAAGAGCCGGGACGGUAGCAGUGCCGGCGGGGAGGUGGUUGGGGCGGCGGGCCCUGGAGGCAGCGGCAUGGGCCCUGGAGGACCGGCAGCAACCGGCGGCGCUGGCGGGGGUGGGCUUGGCCCAAGGGCCGCGCAGGCACGGCAGCUGCUGUCGCCGUUGGGCGUGCCGGCGUCCUCGCCGCACCCCUCCUCUAGCCAGCUGCCGAACGUGGGCUCCACUUCCGGCUCUAUGGCGGGCAGCCCCAGCGGUGCCGGUGGCGGUGGUGGUGGAGCUGGCGGUGGCGUUGGCGGUGGCGGGGGAGGCAUUGGGGGGCUGCUCAGCCCGCGUAGCCAAGUGCUGGCUGCAAAGGCGCGGCGGCUGCUGCGCACCGUCACCACGCUCAACCCGUUUGGGCGCAGCGGCCGCGGCGGCCGCCUAGCAGCGGGUGCGCCGGUAGCCGCAGCGGGUGCAGGGCCCGGCGCCGGCCGCCGGCCGCACCUGGCACCGCUGGCGGUCGCGGCCGUCGCCGCGGAGGCGGCGGCAGCAGCUGCACCAAGCCCGGGCGGCGGCCCCGGCGGCACACUGAGCUCGGGCUUCCUAGAUAGCGACGUGGAGGGGCCGCAAGGUGCUGCCGGCGCGGGCGGGGCCUUCCUGGACCCACCCGCGCACGCCGCCGCCAUCUUUACAACGGGCGGUGCCUUGCCCGUAGGCCGCGGCAGCAACACCCGGGACUCGCCCGCCGGCGGCGAGGGGCGCGGCAGCGGCGGCAGUGCGGCGGGCAGCGCAGCCGGCGGCGGGUCUGCGGCAGGCGGCGGGCACUACACGCCGUCGCCGCUUGGCAACUUGCGAGCCCUGUCGGAGCUGCUUGGGGUGCCGCUUCCGCCGCAGUUGCAGCCGGGCGGCCCCAGUGGCGGCGUGCUGGGCGGCGCGGCGACGCGGUCGCUACACACACGCAGCCUGGAUGGCUUGCCGGCGCACGUGGCUGCCGGUCGUGGGGCGUAAGGGCGCUAGCGCCUCAGGUGAG
Messenger RNA from Chlamydomonas reinhardtii, 3962 nucleotides. RefSeq lists its product as uncharacterized. The transcript has 6 exons. Bases 77 to 3940 code for a protein of 1287 amino acids. The record is from RefSeq and is a predicted model, not a curated record. NCBI's taxonomy places the organism in Eukaryota, Viridiplantae, Chlorophyta, Chlorophyceae, Chlamydomonadales, Chlamydomonadaceae.